AUGGCUAGAUCGUGUUCAUAUGAUUGGGCUGGGAUUUGUAUAGGAGACUUGCAUAACAAAGGUUAUUUUAAUGAGGCCUGUUUUAAAGAACAUGGUAAAUCUGGACUUCAUUACAUUAUCCACGACGUUCUGAAGCAAACGAAGUUGACUACAGAAGUUUUUAAGACCAGAAAAUUCCAGGAAAACUUCCUACUGCAAACCAGAGAAGCUAACCGAGAUGUUUGUUUCGGAUAUUGCAUGGCUGCUUGCAUGGAAUUUCAUCGCUCUACCUUUUUUCCAACAAAUGCUGAUUUUGCACAGUCAAUGAGGACAAGCUGCAACCAUUCGGGUGUUUUGUUAUCAAGAUUCAAAGAGUGGGUGAAAAAGAGUUCAGAUGAAGAUGUCACUUUCAAGCAUCAUGCUAGUGCAUUCAAUUACUACGGUCCACUUAUGCAGCUAUAUGAUGAUUGUAUAAGAUAUAAUGAUGGAAAAGCUAGAGAAGUUGUAUUCAAGUUGGUUAUGCCCAACUUGGAUUUAAAAACUACUUUCAAGAAACUUUUCAACAUGUGGUGAAUGUUACUGCUAAAUGGCCUAAAGCAGCACGAUCUAUACUACAGGACAACUGUAGUGUUAAUCUGAGUGGCAAAAUGGGAAAGGGCAUCGAAAUGGAUGCUUACAUUGAAAGUGAAGUCAUACAACCAUUGAAAGCUUACUUUACUGGUCACACAACUGUGAAAAUGUGUCAACGAAUCACGGGAAACAUUGACCUGUUGAAGUCAUGUCUUUUCCAGACCAACCAAAGGUUGGUUGGUUUUGUAUGACAAAGGAGUUCUUUGCCAAUCAAAGAAGGAAAGAAGUCAGAACAAUGCCUCUAGGGAAAAAGGAAUCUUACAAGAUAAAAUCUCCAGCAAGGUCAUUUUCUCAUAUGAGAAAGGAGUGGAAAAAAUCAAGAAAGAUCUAAAAGUUAAGUUGUACGAAUGUUUUCCAGAUUUAAGGUACAAUAUCCUCGUUGAAGAAAGUGGCACAAGUGAGUGA
This is a messenger RNA of Paramuricea clavata, 1014 nucleotides long. The record is from the annotation of a GenBank genome assembly. NCBI's taxonomy places the organism in Eukaryota, Metazoa, Cnidaria, Anthozoa, Malacalcyonacea, Plexauridae.